Molecule: messenger RNA, 2611 nt
Organism: Vidua macroura (Pin-tailed whydah)
Lineage: Eukaryota; Metazoa; Chordata; Aves; Passeriformes; Viduidae
Gene: MAF1
Product: MAF1 homolog, negative regulator of RNA polymerase III
Exons: 8
Coding region: 303-1040 (245 amino acids)
Biological process (GO): negative regulation of transcription by RNA polymerase III
Cellular component (GO): nucleus
Molecular function (GO): RNA polymerase III core binding
Source: RefSeq, a predicted model, not a curated record
CGUCCGGUGCCGCAGGAGAAGGUCGCCCGCUCGCCCGCUCGCUCCGGGGCACUCCCAGGAUCUCGCCCAGCCGCCCGCGCCGUCCCGCGCACUCGGGGACAUGUCGAGGUGGGCGGAGGCCCGGUGGGCCGGCGCCAGAGGGCGAACGGCGGCCGCGGCACACGCGCCCUCCUCGAGCUUUCCCCGGAGACGCCUCCCUUUACAAGCGCCCCGAGCCUGAAGGCGCUGCCGCGGCGAGGAGGCACCGAUAAGGGAGCAGGACGCGCCGCUGCUGCUGGGCAUUCCCGGGAAUUCCUGGGAGGAUGAAGCUGCUGGAGAAUUCCAGCUUCGAGGCCAUCAACUCCCAGCUCACCGUGGAGACGGGAGACGCGCACAUCAUCGGCAGGAUCGAGAGCUACUCGUGCAAGCUGGCCGGGCUGGACAAGCAGCUCUUCAAGCACUUCUGCCACGAGGGGCAGCCCCACGCGCUCGAGGCCCUGUCCCCCCCCCAGAGCUCCGGGCUCAGCCCCGGCAGGCAGGGCGAGGGCCCGCUCAGCGACACGUGCAGCCGCAAGACGCUGUUCUACCUGAUCGCCACCCUGAACGAGGCCUUCCGGCCCGACUACGACUUCAGCGCCGCCAAGAGCCACGAGUUCAGCCGCGAGCCCAGCCUCAACUGGGUGGUGAAUGCCGUGAACUGCAGCCUCUUCUCGGCCGUGCGCGAGGAUUUCAAGGCGCUGAAGCCGCUGCUGUGGGACGCGGUGGAUGAGGAGAUCUGCCUGGCCGAGUGCGACAUCUACAGCUACAACCCGGACCUGGACUCGGAUCCCUUCGGGGAGGACGGGAGCCUCUGGUCCUUCAAUUACUUCUUCUACAACAAGAGGCUCAAGAGGAUCGUCUUCUUCACCUGCCGCUCCAUCAGUGGCUACGCCUACACCCGCCCGGACACCGGGAACGAGCUGGACAUGGACCUGGGCGAGGGCGACACCGAGAAGGGCGACAGCGGCGACCCCGAGGGCGGCGGCAUCGAGGGGGACAGGCUGCAGGUGAUGUGCAUGUGAGAUUCCCGGCGGGAUCCGAGACACCGGGAAGGGAACCGGCAACGGGAACGGAACCAGCAAUGGGACUGGAAAUGGACUGGGAACCAAACCAGCACCGGGAACGGAACUGGGAAUGAAACUGGGACUGGGAAAGGAACUGGGAACCAAACCAGCACCAGCAACGGGAACGGAACCAGGAAUGGAACCAGGACUGGGAACGGAACCAGGAACGGGAAUGGGAACGGAACCAGGAACAGAACUGGGAAUGGAACCAGGAACAGAACUGGGAAUGGAACCAGGAACAGAACUGGGAACGGAACCAGGAACAGAACUGGUACCAGGAAAGGAACUGGGAAUGGAACCAGGAACAGAACUGGUACCAGGAAAGGAACUGGGAAUGGAACCAGGACUGGGAAUGGAACCAGGAACAGAACUGGCACCAGAAAAGGAACCGGGAAUGGAACUGGGAACGGAACCAGGAACAGAACUGGCACCAGGAAAGGAACUGGGAAUGGAACCAGGAACAGAACUGGGAAUGGAACCAGGAACAGAACUGGCACCAGGAAAGGAACUGGGAAUGGAACCAGGACUGGGAAAGGAACCAGGAACAGAACUGGCACCAGGAAAGGAACUGGGAACGGAACCAGGAACAGAACUGGCACCAGGAAAGGAACUGGGAAUGGAACCAGGAACAGAACUGGUACCAGGAACAGAACUGGGAAUGGAACCAGGAACAGAACUGGUACCAGGAACAGAACUGGGAAUGGAACCAGGAACAGAACUGGUACCAGGAAAGGAACUGGGAAUGGAACCAGAACUGGGAACGGAACCAGGAACAGAACUGGCACCAGGAAAGGAACUGGGAAUGGAACCAGGAACAGAACUGGGAACAGAACCAGGACUGGGAAAGGAACCAGGAACAGAACUGGCACCAGGAAAGGAACUGGGAACGGAACCAGGACUGGGAAAGGAACCAGGAACAGAACUGGCACCAGGAACAGAACUGGGAACGGAACCAGGAACAGAACUGGCACCAGGAAAGGAACCGGGAAUGGAACCAGGAACAGAACUGGGAAUGGAACCAGGACUGGGAACGGAACCAGGAACAGAACUGGCACCAGGAAAGGAACUGGGAAUGGAACCAGGAACAGAACUGGCACCAGGAAAGGAACCGGGAACGGAGCCAGGACUGGCAACCAAACCAGCAAUGGAACCGGGAACGGAGCCAGGAACAGACCCGGGAUGGGACCCGGCCCCGUCCUGGCGCCGCUGGUCCUUCCUGAGCCGUGUCCCCCCCGGUGUCCCCGUGUCCCCCGUCCCCCCCCCCCCCCCCGGACACUGGAGCCCCCCAGGAAUCCCGGAGCUCCGGAGCCGCUGCCGGAGCCGCGCCGGGAGCUCCGGGAAGCUUCGCUGCACUUUAUGGCUCCUGCCCUCGGCUGCACUGAUCCCCGUCCCACCUGCCCGGGCUCCUGACGGGCUCCAUCCGUCCAUCCCGGCCCCGCCCGGGGGAGAAUCCCAAAUCCCACCCCCAGGGACUGCCCCCCUGCCCCCCGUGCCGAGUCCGUGUGUUUCAAGAGUUUGGCUUUGCUCUC